AUGAUCGAUAAGCCAAAUGUGCUAAUACGAGUUCACAAAGAUGGCACUAUUCUCUAUUCAGUCCGCAUAUCGCUAGUGCUCUCUUGUCCCAUGCACUUACAGUUUUAUCCUAUGGAUGUUCAACAGUGUUUCAUUGAUCUUGCCUCGUAUGCCUAUACUACCAAAGAUAUAGAUUACGUGUGGAAAGUUGAUGAACCGGUACAACUUAAACAAGGCUUAUCGUCAUCAUUACCGUCUUUUCAACUGAACAAUGUCUCUACAACUUACUGCACUAGUAUAACAAAUACGGGAACAUACUCAUGUCUACGA
This is a messenger RNA of Ostertagia ostertagi, 309 nucleotides long. The record is from the annotation of a GenBank genome assembly. Lineage: Eukaryota; Metazoa; Nematoda; Chromadorea; Rhabditida; Trichostrongylidae.